This is a messenger RNA of Peronospora matthiolae, 645 nucleotides long. NCBI's taxonomy places the organism in Eukaryota, Oomycota, Peronosporomycetes, Peronosporales, Peronosporaceae. The record is from the annotation of a GenBank genome assembly.
AUGUCAGAACCAGAUUGUUCUUCUUUUGGUGGCGAUGGCGGCAAUAACAGGUUGGCCACGGGAGGUAGCACAGAUGGCAAAGCCGAUGGCGGAGCCGAUGACGGCCCAUCAGGACUGCUAGUUUCUUCUUCUGGUGGCGAUGGCGGCGAUACCAGGUUGAUCGCGGGAGGUAGCAACGAUGGCGAAGCCGAUGGCGGCAUGUCCGAACCAGAUUGUUCUUCUUUUGGUGGCGAUGGCGGCAAUAACACGUUGGCCACGGGAGGUAGCACAGAUGGCAAAGCCGAUGGCGGAGCCGAUGACGGCCCAUCAGGACUGCUAGUUUCUUCUUCUGGUGGCGAUGGCGGCGAUACCAGGUUGAUCGCGGGAGGUAGCAACGAUGGCGAAGCCGAUGGCGGCAUGUCCGAACCAGAUUGUUCUUCUUUUGGUGGCGAUGGCGGCAAUAACAGGUUGGCCACGGGAGGUAGCACAGAUGGCAAAGCCGAUGGCGGCAUGUCCGAACCAGAUUGUUCUUCUUUUGGUGGCGAUGGCGGCAAUAACAGGUUGGCCACGGGAGGUAGCACAGAUGGCAAAGCCGAUGGCGGAGCCGAUGGCCGAACAUCAGACUUAGUUCUUCUUUUGGUGGCGAUGGCGGCGAUACCAGGUUGA